Molecule: messenger RNA, 815 nt
Organism: Thrips palmi
Lineage: Eukaryota; Metazoa; Arthropoda; Insecta; Thysanoptera; Thripidae
Exons: 3
Coding region: 510-815 (101 amino acids)
Source: RefSeq, a predicted model, not a curated record
GCACGCACCCCGCCGUACCGGUGCCUCGUCCCCGCUCGUCCUCGCCGCGCCCGAGGGGUGGGCAACCCGGGCCUACUCGCGGCACUCGAGUACUGGAUGCCGCUCUCUGGCAAUAACCUUGAGCGUAAGGCGAAUUAGCAGUGGUUCGCGACAGGACGAGGGGAUGGGAUGGGGGCAGAGGAGGCCAAGUCGAGCAGUUUCCUGUCGCAAAUAUUUCCUUUUCGCACAAGCCGGCGACUUCGGGGACUCUGGGCGUUUGGACGUUGCGGCCUCAUUCGCUGUGUUGUGCUUCGCGGCUCCGCGCGUAGGCAGCAGGCUGCAGCAGCCUCAUCGUCCGCCGUGGCGAUGAACGUCCCGUGAAGCGGCACGCCCCGGUCCAGGAUCCCGACGGGGGACCGGAGCAACUCGUGCUCUCGCGCGCCAGCAAGCCAGCCGCCCGGAGGCAUGCGGGACAGGGUUCCCAGGGCCACGACGUCGACUCCGACCGCGGCCUGACGAUCGGCCUGACGAUGCCCGUCGGCAGUGGACUACGCCGCCUCUCCUCGCGCUUCCUGGACGAGGACGAGGAGGACGCGGAGUUGCUGCUGGACCAAGUCGUCCCGGGCGACACCAGCGCCCCCCAGCGGCCUGCCCCUGGAGCAGCGGCGCCCCUGCACGGCCAGCACCUCGGCGUGGGCUCCCCGCUGAACCCCCUGCGGCCCACGUCCCAGAUCUCCUGGGCGGACGGCGUGAGUGAGGAUGACGACUACUUCGCCAGCCUGGCGGCGUCCAGGGCGAGCGGCACGCCCAGGGGCAGCGCGUCCACCUGUUUUUGA